Molecule: messenger RNA, 2116 nt
Organism: Microtus ochrogaster (prairie vole)
Lineage: Eukaryota; Metazoa; Chordata; Mammalia; Rodentia; Cricetidae
Product: zinc finger protein 120-like
Exons: 5
Coding region: 428-2116 (562 amino acids)
Biological process (GO): regulation of transcription by RNA polymerase II
Cellular component (GO): nucleus
Molecular function (GO): DNA-binding transcription factor activity, RNA polymerase II-specific
Source: RefSeq, a predicted model, not a curated record
CCUUCAGUUCAUCUGACCUCAGCAUGAAACCACAGAACAAACAUUCCCCUUUUGUGUCCUUAAAUCUUUCUUUUAAUGUUGAUAUUCUGGGCAUCCUUCUACCUCUGUGACAGGAAAUCAUUCCACCCAAAAUGUAGAGUGGGCUGUGCAAUAUUGUUAGCCACACAGUGUCCAGGAGGCAAAAGGAGAAGUGCCUACAGGAAGAUAGUAGGAAGAAAUGCACUCCUCUGCUGACCUAGAAAAGGUCUUUGUCUGGUUUGGAAGUCGGGGCCACGAACAAUUGUGCUGUGUCUUUAAGCACAGUCUAAACCUAUGGAAGGUGCUCUUGUCAAUCAGGCCUUGCUAGCCAAUCAGGGACUCCGGUGACUCGUCAGUCAUAAGUGACGUAGAGACUUUCCCAGCGCCAUUUUCAGGCUUGGCUUUGAAGAUGAGCUGUUACCAGUGUUUGUGCUGUGCUGCAGAUACUACUACAGGGAUUGGAGUGGAGAGCUUGGGCAAGCCUGGAAACCACAACAUGAAUGCAGUUACCUAUGGUGAUGUGCAUGUUGACUUUACUUGGGAAGAAUGGGCAUUGCUGGAACCUUCUCAGAAGAAUCUCUACAAAGAUGUGAUGCUAGAGACCUACAAGAACCUCACUAUUAUAGGAUACAGUUGGGAAGACCAUACUAUUGAACAACAUUGGCAACAUUCUACAGGGUAUGAAAGGCAGAAAAAAAGUCAAAUUGGAGAGAAACCUUCUUUAUCUACUCAGUGUCUUAAAGCCCUUGGAUAUGACAGUCAUCUUCAAAGGCAUGAAAGAACAAAUCCUAAAGUGAAACCGUAUGAAUGUAAUCAGUAUGAUAAAGACUUUGUACAUCACAGUCGUCUUGAAAUGCCUAAUAGAACACAUACUGGAGAGAAAGCAUAUGGAUGUAAUGAAUGUGAUAAAGCCUUUACAUGUAUCAGUCAUCUUCAAAGGCAUAUAAUAAAACAAACUGGAGAAAAACCUUACGAAUGUAAUCAAUGUGGUAAAGCUUUUGUAUGUCAUAGUCAUCUUCAAAGGCAUAUAAGAACCCAUACUGGAGAGAAACCCUAUGAAUGUAAUGAGUGUGGUAAAGCCUUUUUAUGUAUCAGUGAACUUCAAAGACAUAUAAUGAGACACACUGGAGAGAAACCCUAUGAAUGUAAUCAGUGUAGUAAAGCCUUUGUAUGUAUCAGUGAUCUUCAAAGACAUAUAAGAACACAUGCUGGAGAGAAACCCUAUGAAUGCAAUCAGUGUGGGAAAGCCUUUGCAAGGCAGGGUUAUCUUCAUAUUCAUAAAAGAACACAUACUGGAGAGAAACCCUAUGAAUGUAAUCAGUGUGGGAAAGCUUUGGUAAGUCAAAAAAAUCUCCGAACACAUGAAAGAAUGCAUACCGGAGAAAGACCUUACGAAUGUAAUCAAUGUUGUAAAGCUUUUGUAUGUUACAGUCAUCUUCAAAGGCAUAAAAUAACCCAUACUGGAGAGAAACCCUAUGAAUGUCAUGAGUGUGGUAAAGGCUUUGCAUGUAUCAGUGAUCUUCAAAGGCAUAUAAGAAUACAUACUGGAGAGAAACCCUAUGAAUGUAAUCAGUGUGGGAAAGCCUUUAUAAGUCAAAAAAGUCUCCGAACACAUGAAAGAAUGCAUACUGGAGAAAGACCUUACGAAUGUAAUCAAUGUGGUAAAGCUUUUGUAUGUCAAAGUCAUCUUCAAAGGCAUAAAAGAACCCACACUGGAGAGAAACCCUAUGAAUGUCAUGAGUGUGGUAAAGCCUUUGCAUGUAUCAGUGAUCUUCAAAGGCAUAUAAGAACACAUACUGGAGAGAAACCCUAUAAAUGUCAUGAGUGUGGUAAAACCUUUACAAGGCAGGGUUAUCUAUACAUUCAUAUAAGAAUACAUACUGGAGAGAAACCCUAUGAAUGUAAUCAGUGUGGGAAAGCCUUUGCAUGUCACAGUUAUAUUCAAAAGCAUAAAAGAUCCCAUACUGGAUGUGGGAAAGCCUUUGCAUGUCACAGUUAUAUUCAAAAGCAUAAAAGAUCCCAUACUGGAGAGAAACCCUAUGAAUGUAAUCAGUAUCGUAAAGCCAUUUGCCCAUCACAGCACUCUUCCAAAGCAUAA